GCUCACCACCUUUAUUUGGACGGAUCUUAUUUCUCUGAAGGACGACAGUAUCUGUUUCUGCGCUUCGCCGGUACUAGUGAACUUGCACUACAAGAUCAAAAAGCUGUAACCGCCGCAGCAGCCCUGCACCUGCUGCGUGUGGCAAUGCACUUGGAUGAUCAAACUGCUCCUACCACCUGUUUUGUUUCUGUAGCGAUGGAUUAGUAUUCUAGUACCUCGAGAUGAUGACUCAACAUUUUUUGGUAACCACUUAAUUUUUGAUUUCUUCACGCUCUUGACCAGCGACAGUAACACUAUGUCUGGGAAGUUUUUUUUGAACAUUGUUUUUUAUUUUUCCCCGCCCUAAAUGUUGUUUCCAACGACCCCAACCUGACACAGAAGACUCGACUUUUACGACAACAUCAAGCCUCGUAUGAGUUCUUGUGUCGCUGUUCCAAUUUCAUCAAGUAGUACUAGUAGCACGAAUCACUAGUUGUAAAUAACUUCGAACAUCAUCAUUUCAAAAUGGAGCGUGAAGGCCCCCGCGGUCCUCGGCGAAAUAACGACAAUUACCGCAACCAGCGCGAACGCGACGGUGACAGGAGGGAUCGUCGUUCGCACGACCGUCCCACAAACCCGCUUUUACAGCUGGAGGACAUCCAUUUCCAAGAGAGCCGAGAUACAACCAACAACAACACUUCCGCCGACACAAUCCACCCCUGGAAGUUCGAUGAGACGUCAUCUUUACCCAUUUUGCGCCAAAUUACGCGGCUGCCGAUUCAAGAGAAGAAGAAGGAAUUCUUGCUCGCGGUGGAGGAAAACGAUGUGGUUUUGCUCAUCGGCAGCACCGGGUGCGGGAAAAGCACGCAACUGCCGCAGUUUCUGCUCGACGCGGGGUAUAAUACUAGUACAACUGGCAGCACGUCCUCCUCCAGCAAGAGUUUUAGCAGCACAAAUGAUUCCUUGAAGUUCCCAUCCAUCGCCGUCACCGUCAGCCGUCGGUUAGCCGCGUUGCAGCUUGCGGAAAGAGUCGGUGCGGAGCGGGAAGCGAUUUCCGAGCACGAGUAUGGGGCGAGUCGAGGCAGAAAUAAUUGUGAUAAGAGUCAGCUCGACCAAAAAUCCUUCUUCGAAUCCGACUCCGUCGCCUACAAGGUCCGCAACGAAACCGCUUUCACUUGGCGGAAUCCGAAGGGAACCAGUGUAGAAACGGAAAUAAACGAGUCGAACCUGUCCCCGGGGAUUGUGUUCCUCCUAGAUGAAAUUCUCCUCCAGGAACUGGUCCACGAUCCGCUUUUACUGAAUUAUUCCGUGAUCAUCCUCGACGACGCGCACGAGCGCACGGUGGCGCAGGACUUGCUACUUGGGAUGUUGGUGAAGAUCAAGAAGGUGAGAAAAAACGAUUUGAAAAUCAUCAUCACCUCCGCGACGUUGGACGUGACGGAGUUUGUCGGGUAUUUGGAGAAGUGGAACGAAGGGAUAAGAAUUAGCCAGGAGUUGGUAAAGGACCAGAUGCUGCAGGAGAUGGAGUUGGUGUCGGAAGAAGAGGGAGAUGAUGAAAGAAAUCAGGCGCAAGGGAGUCCUCGUGCUGGUGCUGCAACUUCAUCAUCUUCCUCUGCGCCGAUCAGAAAGCGGCGAAAAGUAAAAGCGUCGAACAAAGUCUCGGGGUUCGAUGUGGGGAGCGGGAAUCUAGAAGAAUUGGAGGACGCGAAGCGGAAGGAAAAGUUGCAUGAGGAGUUGCAGAAAGGAACAGGGUUGCACGCCGCGAAGCAAGAAGGGACAAGUGCAGCAGCUUCAACCGCCCUGCAGCCUCUCUCCUACACGGUCCUCUCCUGCGAAGGAACGAGCUUUCCGGUACGGGUGAAAUAUCUCGAGGAGCCGUGCGGAAACUACUUGGAAAAGAUUGUGGAGGUGUGUAACGAGAUUUUGUUCCCAUCUAGCACUGACGAUAACACAGGCGCUGCUGCUGGCAAGAAAACCAAAGACGGCGACAUUUUGUGUUUUGUCACGGGGGCGGAUGAGGUGCACGUGUGCUUGCAGCUGUUGAAAGAAGAGUUUUCCGAGUACGUUUUGACAAAAGAAGACCUCUAUGAGGAGGAAAUUGCGCGGGAGGAGCGGGAAAGAAACCGAGACCACCAUGGACGGAGAAGAAGGUCGGACUCCAGAGAAGGGAAUCGUCGCGGUGGUGGUGAUCCUCUACGUUCAAAUCUACAUGAGAAAAAAUUCCUCCGCGUCUGCGGCCUCUACGCGGGGAUGAGCUUUGACGAGCAGUUGGAAGCCUUCGCGGUUCAUAAUGAGGAGUCAGGGUACAGUUCCGCAACGAAGAUCCGAAAAAUCAUCGUGAGCACAAAUCUAGCAGAAACAGCGGUCACCAUCCCCGGGAUCCGCUUUGUCAUCGACUGUUGUUUCGUCAAACUUCCCUGCUUCUUCCCGCCUAUGAAUUGCAAAUGAUAAUGAAUCGUACUCGUAUAAAUGCAUUACAAAUUUUCUCAGCAUGAUGACAAGUGAAAUUGGUAAUGCGGAUAUACCUUCAGAAAAAGACUUGUAAUGCAUGACUGCAAUUACUACGAGUGCGAUACUUUUGCAGUUCAUACCGCCAACCAUGCGGCAAAUGUUCACCACCGGAGGGACGAAUAUUCCGAUCACGUACAAGACGAUCAUCCCCUGUGCCCAAUCGAACUGCGACCAACGGGCGGGCAGGGGGGGAAGAGUGGAGGGAGGCGGGUACUGCUACAGGUUAUGCACGAAGGAGGAGUUUCUGGAGCAGAGAGGUAUUGCUAAAACCGAUGUAGAUGGUGCUGGAAUUAUGGAGAAUCCGAAAAAUCCAGACGGACUUGAAAACGAAAGUGCUUUAUCGACGAACCAAAAAAUCCCGCCCGCGAUUCUCCGGGAGGACUUCACAUCCAGCCUCCUGCGGUUGAAAUCGUUCGGAAUCGACCAGGUGUGUCAGACGCAGCAAGCGCAGCAAAAGCAGUUGGAGCAACGUAAUAUGACAGGAAGCAUCAAUCAGCAGCACAGCAACCAAAACAGCUUCCCCUUCCUCACUCCGCCGACGAAAGAGGGCUUAGUGUACGCACUACAAACUCUCCACAAACUCAAUUUCCUCGACGCCAACGCGAGAUUAACCCAACCGUGGGGAAUCCUCGCCGCCCAGGUAUUCGCGAUUGUGCCGAAUUUACACUUGGUGAAAUUUCUCUUCGCUGUGAUCGAGGCGGAAUUUUGGUCGGCGGAUAGGAUUUGCCGGUUUACAAUCGAAGGUCAGAAAAUGAAUGCAGACGGUAGUACGGCUGAAGAACCCGACGGGAAAUACGACAAGCACGGAUUUCUGAAGAAUCCCGACGACGCUAAUGCAGAGGAUGAAGAAAACAAUGACCAACAAGGCCUGGAUUUCCUCACUACCGACGAUAAGAAGAAAAAGCAAAAGAAAAACCGGGAAAACCCGAGAGUGAAGAAAGAGGAGUUUGAAAAGAAAAAACAAGCACUGUUGAACUCCACGACGACACCCAAAAAGGAACUCGACAGAAUCCUCACCGAAUCGGACAAUUUACUCCCGCACUGCCUCACCAUUCUCGCGAUGGUCUUACACCAAGCUACGUCAACAUCAAACUCCGUUUUUCAAGAAUCCCACAAGUCCAAAGCAAGGCUGCUCGCCUGCAAGCAGUCUUUGGGGGUGAAAGAAGGGGAUUUGAUCUCAUUACUAAACGUCUAUUACCAGUGGGAGGAUGAGCACGGGGGAGAAAAUACCUCCAGCGGCAUAUCAAAUGCAAAUAUGUCGGGGUCUGGAAGAAUGCAGGGGUUUGUCAUGCAGAUUUUGCAUGACCCAUGAGGUCUGUGAUGCAGGCCCUAGCAUCAGAGAUUUUGCGAAUGCUUUCUGAUGCUCAUACCGCAUGAGAAAUGCCCUCUCCACGUAGCACAAAUGACACCUCUUGUGCUAUUCAUGCAAUACAGCUUUUAUGUAGAGUCCAAAGGUAGCGUCACAAGUUGCAUCCUUCCAGACCCAGACAACUUUCCAAUCCAUACGGCAACCAGAAGAACAAGGACAGCACGGAGUUUUGCAACAAAUAUCUGUUAAAGAAGCAAGUCCUGAUGCAGAUUGCGAGUAUGCAUUGCAAAAGUAACGUACUAGCAUAAAUUGCAUUACAAAUUUUGGCAAGAAGAAAAGUGGGAUUUGUAAUGCUGUUUCACCUUAGGAGGAAGAUUUGUCAUGCAUAUCUGCAAUUACUACGAGUGCGAUACUUUUGCGCAGCAUAACAAGGUUGAGAAGACAGUUGACGAGUUUCGUCGUGACAAAACUACUUAUCAACUGUAAAAAUGUCUGGGUCUGGAAGAAUCCAACUUGUCAUGCUGAUUUUGGAUUCUAAAAAAAAGUGUAUUGCGUGAGCAGCAAGAGGCGUCCAGUUUUUGCUCUGCGGAGAGGGCAUUUGUCAUGCGGACAGGCAUCAAGAUACCGGCAAAAAAUCUGUCAUGCUGGGUCUCGCAUUCCAGACCUCAGGGGUCAUGGAAAGCAUGCAUCACAAAUCUUGCAUUCUUCCAGACCCAGACAUUUUUACAUUUGAUACUACUCCCGGAACUGUUAUUCGCUGAUAUCAAACUCUUCCCGGACAAGCACGCGAAGGUUAAGUACAGCGACAUGCUCCGGAAGCUCUCCGUCUCUGACAACGUUACCCUCGCGAAACAACUACCGCUCUUAUCACCGGAAAAACGACAGUUGGAGGAGUUGCAGAAGUGCGUCGCGAAGUCAAUGUUCAUGAACUGCUGUGUGAAGACGCAGGAGGGGAACUACAGCUCAGUUUUCUCCGCCGGAAACGCGAGCAAAAUCGGGGGCUCGCGGACUGCGUUCACAAAGUUCAAAAUUGACCAGCAGUCCUUUUUGUUUGACCCGGCGAACGGGAUCAGCACGUAUCCAAAUUGCGUCGUGUUUCUGUCCUGUAACACGACGAGCGCGGGAAGCGGACAGGGAGGUGGACAGUUAGAGCACUUUAUCCAACACGUCACGGCAAUCGAUCCGAACUGGUUAAGCGAAAUCGCGCCCACUGUGUUUGAAGAUUCGAAUGCGAGAGCCAGGGAGGGGAUUUUUGGAACCAGGAUGCGGGACGAUGUCGGCGGAGGGAUGGAAGAUUGAUGAAGAGAGAAGUACGUACAACUGUUGUGAUUGUUAGUAGUACUGGCCGUGAACAAGUAGAACAUCUAUGGUCGUUACGCAGCAAGACUAGUACUGCGACUUGUUACUGGCGGAGUCACAGUACACAAGGAAGUGACGGGUAGCACUGAAACAAGACAAACAAUGAA
Molecule: messenger RNA, 5265 nt
Organism: Amoebophrya sp. A120
Lineage: Eukaryota; Dinophyceae; Syndiniales; Amoebophryaceae
Source: the annotation of a GenBank genome assembly